Messenger RNA from Cladocopium goreaui, 243 nucleotides. NCBI's taxonomy places the organism in Eukaryota, Dinophyceae, Suessiales, Symbiodiniaceae. The record is from the annotation of a GenBank genome assembly.
AUGCAACUAAGAAAAUGCGAGAUCUUCAUUUGGAGCUUGCCAACAACAGACUGUUUCGAUGUACUGAGGUUUAAGCGCCAUUUGGAGGGAUAUGAUCACUUCCAGCAGUUGAUUCAGAAAGCUGGCUUUCCCGCCUGUCCCUGUGCAGACCGAGAGCGGUUGAAGCAGAACUUCAACAGCGCAACUGGUGCACGGAUGACACUGGACCACUUCACUCUGGCGUUGCAAAAAGCCGAAGCCUAG